This is a messenger RNA of Brugia pahangi, 285 nucleotides long. NCBI's taxonomy places the organism in Eukaryota, Metazoa, Nematoda, Chromadorea, Rhabditida, Onchocercidae. The record is from the annotation of a GenBank genome assembly.
AUGGUUGCAUACGAACAUUCGUACCAAUCAUUCGUCCUUAGCAAAUUUGAAAUUAUUGCUAUAACAAUUAGCAUUUUUAUAUUCAUAUUUGGUUUCCUAUUGACUGUAUCAACGAUUGUAUUCGAUUAUAUGACAUAUCGAUGGGAACGUCAACGAGCUAUUCAAAUGCAAGAUGAAAUGAUGGCACCGCCACGUUGUAAACAAAAAGCGGAAGAAUUAGGAUAUAAUCCAAUGGAUUGGAAGGAUUACUUUGCCCGUGAUGAACCAUUUAUCGAUACUAAUUAG